Elaeis guineensis (African oil palm) is the source of this 1000-nucleotide messenger RNA. Its product is annotated as transcription factor MYB54. NCBI's taxonomy places the organism in Eukaryota, Viridiplantae, Streptophyta, Magnoliopsida, Arecales, Arecaceae. Gene Ontology annotation, molecular function: RNA polymerase II cis-regulatory region sequence-specific DNA binding; DNA-binding transcription factor activity, RNA polymerase II-specific. The record is from RefSeq and is a predicted model, not a curated record. Gene Ontology annotation, biological process: regulation of DNA-templated transcription. Gene Ontology annotation, cellular component: nucleus.
AUAGAUAACAGACACAGCUCCUUCCGGAUCCUCUUGUUGGUAUAAAUUUCUUUCUCCUUGGCUUCUCUCUCUGUUGGUUUUGGUCUCGGUUGGAGGGAGUCCAUCAAAGUUAGAAGAGAAGCCACCAUCAAGGACAGCCCUUCCCCUUCCCAUAUUUGUACGCUUCAUCUUUUUGUGAUCAAAUGUGCACAAAAGGUCAUUGGAGGCCAGCAGAGGAUGACAAGCUCAAGGAAUUGGUUGCCUGCUGUGGCCCUCAUAACUGGAACGCCAUCGCCGAAAAGCUUCAAGGGAGAUCGGGAAAGAGUUGUAGGUUGAGAUGGUACAAUCAGUUGGAUCCAAGAAUCAAUAGGAACCCCUUCACAAAGGAAGAGGAAGAACGUCUUAUUGCAUGCCACCAAAUCCAUGGAAACCGAUGGGCAGUCAUUGCCCGUCUAUUCCCUGGUAGGACCGAUAACGCUGUGAAGAACCAUUGGCACGUCGUCAUGGCUCGGAGGCGCAGAGAGCGAUCUAGGUUUCAUGGCAAAAGAGCACUUCGAAACUUCAAUAAAGAGGGGUCAUCAAAGCAAAACAAUGAGGAAGAACCUCAUGAGCUGAAAAACAUGGUUUCCUUUAUAGAGAAUUACGGUGGAAGAUAUCAGAACCACCUUGCUCUUAACGAUCAUCAUGACCACUAUUUUGACAUGUAUGAAGCAGAUAGAGAUAACUCAAUUGAGUUCCAUGAUUUCCUCCAAGUAAACAGUGAAUCUAACAACACCGAAGAUACUUCGACAAGAAAGGAGGAACAAGACGAGGGCAAGGAGCAGGAGAGUGAGGCCAAUGUUCGCUUCAUAGAUUUUUUUGCUGUCGGAUGUUCCCAAUAAUGGUUGUUAGGAAAGAGAAGUAACAUGUUUGGUGGUGAUAAAUGCACGCAUAUAUACUCUCACAUUGUGUAACAUGUUACAAAUUAAUGUAAAUGCUAUAAAAGAGGUCAGAAUUUAUUUAUAUAAACUGCUUUAUGCUA